Lasiosphaeria miniovina is the source of this 648-nucleotide messenger RNA. Its product is annotated as optic atrophy 3-like protein. The transcript has 2 exons. The coding region runs from base 1 to 648 and encodes 215 amino acids. Gene Ontology annotation, cellular component: mitochondrion. NCBI's taxonomy places the organism in Eukaryota, Fungi, Ascomycota, Sordariomycetes, Sordariales, Lasiosphaeriaceae. The record is from RefSeq and is a predicted model, not a curated record. Gene Ontology annotation, biological process: regulation of lipid metabolic process.
AUGGUUGCAUUGCCCUUGUUCAAGCUUGUGUCGUUGUUCGUGCGGCACGUCUCCAAAUAUGGCGCUAACCGCAUCAAGCUCCAAGCUCAUGAACACCCCGGCUUCCGGCAUUUCGCUGCGAGGUACGGCCAGAUGAUUCACCAGCUCAACAUGCGCAUGUCAGUCGCGCUACUACGCAAUACGGACGCCGAGAUCAAGGCCAAAGAGAAGGCCGAGGCGCCUACGGUUAAGACAAAAGAGCAGGUGACGCGCGAGGAAGGGCUGCGCGCCAAGUACGGUACUACUCCCAAGGAAUCUCACCCGGUCCGGGGAGUGCCGGCCGGGAGUAUCUGGAGGCGCAAGUUCAGGGCGCUGCCCGAGGCGAAAGCCGUCGACCUAUUUGCCGACGUCAUUGGUGACGCCUUCAUUCUGGUCGUGGCAGGCACCCUGAUCGUCUACGAAUACUAUCGGUCCUCUCAAAAACCCGACGCGACAGCAGAGAAGCUCAAGGAGCUCGACCAGAGGCUAAAAGAGCUCAAGCAGAGAGAGGAAGAGAUGGCCGAGGCCGAAAGAGAGCAGCGCACUCGGGUCGAGACCAUUGAGGCUGCCCUGAGAGCCUUCAAGGAUCCAAAGACGAAGCAGCCAAUCUUGGCGACUCCAACACCUUGA